Messenger RNA from Trichechus manatus latirostris (Florida manatee), 632 nucleotides. RefSeq names its product acyl-CoA thioesterase 13 (gene ACOT13). The coding region runs from base 117 to 542 and encodes 141 amino acids. The transcript has 3 exons. The record is from RefSeq and is a predicted model, not a curated record. Gene Ontology annotation, molecular function: fatty acyl-CoA hydrolase activity. Lineage: Eukaryota; Metazoa; Chordata; Mammalia; Sirenia; Trichechidae.
GCUGUACGUGAGUUCUUUGCCAUGUGUGUCCUUGUUCUUUCGGCGAAUCUGUGGGCUUCCUUCCGCUUCUGAGGUUCAUUAUUGCCCAGGACCCGGGAGCUAGCGAACCGUCCACGAUGAGCGGCGUGACACAGAAUGUCGGGCAGAUGCUGAAGUCCAUGGUCAAUGUGCGCCGCUUUGAUAGAGUUUUGGAAAAGGUGACUCUUGUCUCUCAUGCUCCUGGGAGAGUGGUUUGUGAAAUGAAAGUGGAAGAAGAGCAUGCCAAUGUAGGGGGCACUCUGCAUGGUGGUUUGACAGCCACCAUAGUGGAUGACAUAUCAACGUUGGCUCUGCUAUGCACAGAAAGGGGAGUAGCCGGAGUCAGUGCCAAUCUGGACAUAACGUACAUGUCACCUGCUAAAAUAGGAGAAGAUGUAGUGAUUACAGCAUAUGUUCUGAGGCAAGGAAAAACACUUGCCUUUGCCUCUGUGGAUUUGACCAACAAGGCCACAGGAAAAUUAAUAGCACAAGGAAGACACAUAAAAUACCUGGGAAGUGGAUAAUAAGGGUCUGACCUAAAGAAACCCAAUAAUGAAUAUCAAGUGUAAAUUUGACUUUAAAUUUUCAAAAUAAAGUAGCACAACUAGAAAAAA